Molecule: messenger RNA, 735 nt
Organism: Phialemonium atrogriseum
Lineage: Eukaryota; Fungi; Ascomycota; Sordariomycetes; Cephalothecales; Cephalothecaceae
Product: protein HIT1
Exons: 2
Coding region: 1-735 (244 amino acids)
Source: RefSeq, a predicted model, not a curated record
AUGGAUCCCUCGCCGGACGAGAGCGAAACAUCUUCAGCGACCGCCGAUAAGCUGAAGCCUGUCCAAGAUGCCGAACCCCAGGUCGGAAACACACCAGAUCCUGCGAGUAUCAAUACCGAAACCACUGCAGCGUCCCAGGCAACCAGAGGUCCUCGUAUUUGCGGGGUGUGUAACAAGGACGUCGGAAAGUAUAAAUGCCCAAGAUGCACCAUCACAUACUGCUCUGUCGCCUGCAACCGCAUCCACAAUGUGAACCACCCUCCCCCCACCCAACCCGUCACGAAACAAUCCCCGCCGCCCGGGACAGAACGCGACACCCAGAAGGACGACCCCUACCGGGUCCUUCUGGAGCACAGUUCCGAGUUCAAGCGCCUUUUCCAGAAAUACCCCAGCCUCGAGACCGAACUAACACGAAUACACGAGGUGACCCUCCCGCCGCGGGACGACGGCACCACCGGCGGCGCGCUGCCGUGGAAGGUCAGGGUUCCCGGGCAGGCGCACAAGGAGCCCUGGUCGCGGGACGUGGGGCUCCGGACGGGCGCUGCGGCUCUGCGGAGGGCGCGCACCGACCCCGGCGACACGGGCGACGCCGUGCGCGAGUACUGCGACCUCGUCCUGCACCUGCUGGCGGCCUCGGGCCGCGACGACGCCACCGCCGUCGUCCGCCGGGAGGUCGCUGCCGAGGAGGCCAGGACCGUGGAGCGCCUGCUUGCCGAGGAGGGGGACCGGCCCUGA